GUAUCUAUACACUUUUAAUAUAAUGGAGGGGAGUUUUUUGACAAUUUGAAUUGAAAGUGUAAGAGAAAGGAUACUUGUAUUUUGUGAUGAUAAUUAAAAUUAUGAAAUUAGAGCAAUUGUUAAUAGUAAAGACGAAUUAAAUUUUCAAGAUCAAUAAAUACAUUAACAAUGAAAUUUAUAUUUAAGUAUCCUGUCUGUUUCAAUGAAAUAUAAUUUGUGUUGAAGUCCCCGAGAAUUUUUCAUAUUAUUUUUGCGAAAUGAGCAAACUGAUUGACUACUUUGUAAUAUGUGGACUUGACUAUAAUUCUGGACUAGAAUCAGACAAAUACGCAGAGGAUAAUCUACAUGUCUCUCCAUUGGAACGAUCAUACAAAGGAAAAGUUUUGGCACACUAUCCCAACAAUGUUUCAUCAAAUCCUUUUGAUGAAUCAGCUGUUUGUAUGUUUUCUUUGCCAGCUGGACUCAAAUUUCGUACUCAAAAGCAUUCGGUAACUCAAGCUCCAAAUUUUCAUUCCUAUGUUAUAACAAGAGAAGAUGGGAAAAGAUAUUAUGGAUUCAGUCUAAUAUUUUAUGAAGAAGUACAAAAUCGAGAUAUCAGAGAAGCAAUGCAUACAUUGCAGGCUAUGUAUAUCACUGAAUUGUCAAGUGGACUGAAAGAACAUACUAUGCAAACACCUCAAAGUAAAGUACCACAGUCAAAAUCUUUACCUAGAUAUUUCAAACUGAGUCAUAAUCCGAGUGGUGCAGCUUUAACCUAUUAUGAUAUCUGUAAAGACAAGUUGUAUGUGUCAAAAAGUAUUGGUAUAAUCAGUCAGUGUGGCUAUGUUUAUGCCAUGAGGGUAUUUUUGGAAAAUUUAUAUAGGUGUGUUCCUAAACAUUCUAAUAUGACAAAUAGUCUCAGUUUGGAAAGUUAUGUAUUCAAUUUGUUAUAUGAAGUUCAGUUACCAGCGCCUGGUAAAAGUUUGUUGGUUCACUUGCCACCUGCAGAUCCUCAUUUACCUCUAUCAAAUGUCAUAAUACAAAAUACUUUACCCCCGUAUGAACUUCCCCAUCAUGAUUAUCCUUUAAGACUGAUGUUUUUAUGGCUAGGAGUUGAUAUUAUUGUGCAGCUGUUCACUUGUCUCUUACUAGAGUACCAGGUUCUAUUACGGAGUACAGAUCCUCAAAAAUUGAUGGUUGUUGCAGAAAGCGUUAUGUCUUUGUUAUUUCCAUUUAAUUGGCCUCAUGUGUAUGUGCCAAUAAUGCCUGCAUCAUUGCAUCACUUUUUGGACGCCCCUGUCCCUUAUUUGAUGGGACUCUAUGCAACAUCAGAAAAUAUAAAGGUGGCCUCAGAAGCUAAUCUAUGUUAUGUAGAUAUAGAUAAAUGUAAAGUACAAUUACCAGAAGAGAUGGCAGCUUUUCCACAUUUAGAACCUUUUACUGCUGAAAUUUUAUCCGUUUUGGACAAAUAUAGUGUUCACAUUCCUAACACUGAAUAUACUAGAAAUACUCAGGACAUUAUUUCGAGAAGUAGCACAUUACCAAGCCGACCGCACAAUCUAAGAAAAUUGUCUAUACAUGAUACUCUCGAAACUGAACGACCACCAUCUCCCCCUGGAUCUGCUAGGUCAGAAGCUCUUCAACGAAUUGCCGAUAUUGUGCGGAGAACGGGAGUGACUUUAGAACCAAAAGCAAAUCAUCCUUCAGAUUCCUAUAGUGAAGAUCUCAAAUUUAAUAAUGCCAUAAGAGAGAUAUUUUUGAAUAGAUUCGUGCAUAUAUUUCAAUCAUAUGAAAAUUUUGUGAUAUUUCCCAAUCAGGAUAAAGAAGACUGGUUUAACAAUAGAGAUUCGAUGCAAAAUUUUGAUAAAGCUUCGUUUUUAUCUGAUCAGCCUGAACAAGAUCGAAUGUUUUUGUGGAGAUUUCUAGAGUCUCAGAUGUUUGCUACUUUAAUUGAUAACAAAAUAUUGUCAAUAUGGGGUGAAUGUGACAGUAAUCUAUUGAUAUUCGAUAAUAGAAUAAAAUUAUUAAAAAAUAGGUACGAUCGAGAGAAUCAUAUGCGAUCUUUAUGUUAUGAGCCAUGCAUCAGUGUUCAUGAUACUCAGAAGCUGAUUGAUAGAAGAUUGGCAUGUCCUGAUUUUGAAUCUCCAUUACCAAGAGAAAUUAUGAAUUGCAGAGUUAUUAAUGGUCGACAAUUUCCUAUUUUAGAUAAGGAUAUAUUGAAUAAAACACCAGUACUCAAUAAGGGAAGCAUUCCAAGAGCUAGUACUUUUAAAACAGGAUUGAGUUUUUCAAAACCACCUGAAGGGCCUAAUGAAAGACAUUCAAAAAGUUCCAACAGUCAGGAUAUGUCACCAGCUGUUAUAGCACAUAAAAAUUGGAGUUUUGUUGAUAAGCUUCUAAAAGACUGUAAGGUGAAAACAAAGAGAAUGUUACUUGCCAAAUUAGGGUCAGAAGGAGUGACCUUAUCUAGUAGUAACGUGACAGACAGUUUCGGAGCCAUUGAAGAAACCACUUUAAUAACAUCGUUAUGCGACUUUCUCGAAAGAGUGUGGUCCCAUGGCCUACAAAAAAAGAGGAAUAAAUCGGCGCUAUGGUCUCAUUUACUUGCCUAUCAAGAAAAAUAUCAAUAUAUACCUAAAAAAGAUAAUGGCGAAUUUGAGUUGACUACUAAUUUAGAAAAUUGGACAGGUCAGUUCGAAGAUUCCAAAUUAAGAUCAGAAUUACCCGAGUUGCCAUCUUCUAUAUUGUUCGACAUAGGGAAUAUUCAAUCCAUGACAGACGUUAAGACAGCUAUAGGAAUGGCCCGUGUAUGGGUACGACUAGCAUUAGAGAAGAAACAACUAUCAAAACAUUUACGCACAUUGCUUUCCGAUCAGACACUACUUAGAGCUCUUUACAAACGACAAGCAUUUGUACGUUCUGAAGAAGAACGUGAACAAUUUCUUUAUCAUUUACUCUCUUUAAAUGCCGUUGAUUACUUCUGUUUCACAUGCACCUAUGUAACAACUGUGAUACCAUACCGUAUUGUAAUAGUACCAAAUAAAAAAGGAGCAACAUCUUCAGCAAAUGUCUGGAUGGUUCUAUCUGGUACACUAUCAGAAACAACUCGUAUAGUAAUUCCUAAAGCUACACUAAACUUUAAAAUCAAACACAAAAAUUUGGGAGUUCUUACAACAUUUAGAAUUGGACAUGAUAAUUCUGGGUUAUAUGCUAAAUGGAUGAUUGAUUACAUUAUUGUUAGGAAUGAUAUUUCUGGGCACACAUACAAGUUUCCAUGUGGUCGUUGGUUGGGAAGAGGAGUAGAUGAUGGUUCAACAGAAAGGCUAUUGGUUGGUAGUUUGAUGUCCAAAAAGGAAGAACUUGAAGAUAUAACAGUAAAAUCCAGUACGGGUAGCUUAGGGCGUUCUACACCUAGAUCAAGAUCACCUGCGAUUGCUCCAAGGACAGAAAUGAAAUCGUCACAAAUUCAGCAUAUGUUAGGUGAUUGUGUUAAUAAAAUAAUAAAAUGGCACCACAGAAGAACAUCAGAACGUCAUACAACCUUGACAGCACUCAUUUGUAGUGAUAAUGGGCUAGUUUCAUGUUUAGAAAAGGUUUUCUUGUUAGGUUUCAAAUCUGCAAGGCUUUUUAUGGGAAAACAUUAUUUAUGGGACUAUUUUGUGAGAGUCAAAGAACAAUUUGAAUUAGAAUUAUUACAAGAAGUAUCAGGUAAUCGAACGCACAGUCUAGAAAAAAAUCAUCAAGAAACAGUUGCAGUUUGGAGAUGCUACUGUCAUUUAAUUGAAGAAAUUAACCAAACCAGUAAAACUUUGGGGAAGGAUGGUAAAUUUCAACAGUUUAUUUGUCUUAGUGUUAGAGAACAUCUACUACAUAGAAUGUUAAUACCAAUGUCAAAGUGUAAAGUCACAUCAGAGAUGUAUGAAGAAAACUCAUUUCUACGAAAGAAAGGUCUACUAACUUUUCUCUGGCAAAUUCUAUUACCAUUGGAUGAUUUGGAUGUAGUUCUUGAAAAAACUGUGUCUGAUGGAAUUUCUUCGCCGUUGUCUCAUAUAUAAAAUAGUUUAUAACCAUGAUAUUAAGUUACAAACAACAACAUGUAACAUUUACACUGAAAAUAAUAAAAUGGCAUUAGAACGCUUACGAAAUUUACGAUUUACUUGAAUCCUAGGAGGUUGGAGCUGUAAUGUCGAUGAAUUUCAAAUUUCAAACGCAUUUCAACCUAUUAACCUAGUUUAUUUUUCAUAAUUAUGAGCUUUUAACUGUUACAUCAAGUUGAAGUUUUCACCUACGGCAGUCCUUUAUUAAAUUAUUCAUGAUUGCGUUGAAAUUUAUAAAUUUUACUCAAAUUGUUUAGGUCUUUAUUAUCAUUGACAUCUUUCUCAUUCCUAUGCAUGUGAACUAUUUUUAGCAGUUCUCUCUUUUACUAAUUGGACUCUAUUUUGAUAAUUUUCGAUUUUUUGUAAUUAAAUGUAUGCUUUUGUUCUGAUAUUUCUUAGUUUGUUGAUGCGGUCUUAUUUUUUUAUCAUAUUGAUGAAUUCUUAAUCUAUUUUGUAAAUAUUGAGAUCUCUGUCCUAUGUAAACAGCAUGUCAAUUAUUUAUUUUUUUGGUGAUUUAUAUUUAAGUAUAGUGAAAUAUUCUAAUAUAAUUAUUUAUUACAAUGAUUUAUUACGAAUUAUAAAAGACCUAAAAUCACUACUAUUUCAACUCUAUGAAAUAUAAAUUAUGAUGAGGAAAUUUAAUUAACUGAUUUGACUCGAGCUUUUAAUUUUUUUUUCUAUUUUCUCUUUUUGAUAAUCUUCAGCUGUUGUGUUUUUAAAAUGAGAUUCAUAUUUUUAUUUAAAACUGUUCAAGAUGAGGCUAUGUUUAUUAUUUUUUUCUUGAUUUGUAUUCGUUUAUAAUAUUGGUUUUGUAAUUAUGCAUUAUUUAAUGAUAAUUGGAUAUGAAGGAUAUUAAUAAUCUUUUGAACACUUUUUAAUUACUUUGGCUGAUAUUCAGGUGAAUUAAAUUUUAUAUUUGUUUUUGUAUAAUUGUAUAGGUGGGUUCAAAAACUGUACUUGUCUAAAAUCAUAGUUUGGAACAACUUUGUAAAACUUUGUAACAUUGAUCUCGCUGACAUAGACUAUUGGCAUGCAAAGUUUUAAUAAUCGUUGUAAGGAAUGUAUUUUCAUUGGUAGUUUUUUAUGAAAUAAAUUUGAUUAGAAAUGACAAAUAAAAAAGGGGAUGACUUGUAUGGUUUUAGAACUUGACCCUGUUUAUUAAACGUGUUUGAUUUUUGAUAUGUUUAUUCAAAUAGCGGAAUUUAACAGUAUAGAAAUUUAAACCUUUUAUUUUUGGGUGAACAUUGGAAAUAAACUAGUUCAUUCACUAAACAAAUCAAAUAUACUUUAUUUGUACAUAAUAGAAUAACUAAUGUAAUUAUUCGCGGCAAAAAAUUAAUUAUAUUAAUUAUAUAUAGAAUUAUAGUCUAAAUUGGAGCACAAUAACAGCUGAUCGGUGAAAAAAGAUACGGUGUACACAUAAAAGGUAUUUAUACAAUAGUUAUAUUGUAUAAAUUUGUAUAAUAUAAUAAAUUGUAUAUAUUAUAAGUUUUAAAAUGCUCUACUGCUGCUUUUGAGUGAGGUGUUUAACUACAGGAACCAAACAGCAGUCCUUGCUAGUGUUGUCUUCAGCUGUCUACUUUUUCAUUAUUUAAAAAAAUGUGUACUAACCUACUACAGAUAAAUUAACUGUUGUUGUUCUCUUAUUCCUGGCGUAUGAGUAUUUUUCCUAUAUGCUUGAUAUUAUUCUAUUAAAAAUUGGAAAGAAUGUUCUUCUUUUGACAUAUAUGAAAAUUUACUGUUUUACACUAAAAUCGAUUUAAUCAAACAGAUGAAAAUAUUAGUCUUUAAAAUUUCUAAUCCAAUAUUUCGCGAGACGAAUCCAAAAAUAUUUUUCAAUCUUUUUUAUGAGAACUCAUACCUAUUCACACACCUUUACUAUACAUAAAUCUGUUACUCCUAAUCGUUCAGGAAUCUUUAAACAACAUAAUAUUAAGAUAGCUUAAACACAAAAUUUGACAUUUAAAUGUGUAUCUACUAAAAUUAAAGACAGAACACCAACCAUUAAAUUGCUUAGCAUAGUUAUACAGUUAUAUAUUUUUCUAUAUUGUACUUGACCAUAAUUUCAGUCCCCAAUGAUGAAUGCAUAAUUAUUCGAAAGCCCGGAGUAUAUAUUAAAAAGAGUAAACUUUGGUGUUUAAUUUGCCACACUUAUUUUUUUAAUCAAACAUACUCGCACAAUGUUUGCCCAAAAAUUUCAUUUCAUUAAAUAUCUUUUUUAUAUUUUGCACGUAGUAAGUACGAUACGCAGUUGGGUGUUGUAUUGAACUUCAGUAAGAUACGCAUAAUUUGAAAUUAUUUUGACAGAAAUAUAUACUUUGUAGAUAGUAGAGAGGCAGUUGAAAGCUUUGAACACAACCUCAAAUUUCAGCUGUGAUUGUGUAUUUUUUCUUGUGUAUAUGAUCAAUUAUUGUAAAUUUGAAACGAGUAUUUUAAAUAAAUGUUGUUUUAUUAAACAGAA
Molecule: messenger RNA, 6537 nt
Organism: Diorhabda sublineata
Lineage: Eukaryota; Metazoa; Arthropoda; Insecta; Coleoptera; Chrysomelidae
Gene: pns
Product: DENN domain-containing protein 5B
Exons: 19
Coding region: 258-4034 (1258 amino acids)
Molecular function (GO): guanyl-nucleotide exchange factor activity; small GTPase binding
Source: RefSeq, a predicted model, not a curated record